CCAAGCUAACUUUUGGUACAUGGAGAAGCAUUAGAGGUUUUAGAUUCUUUUUGUUUUAAUGUAACCCACUAAUUCAUCUUUGGUUUAGUAGAGUCCAGGAUAUUCUGGUGAAGUUGUGGAAUUCAUUCAUUAUGGUUGUGGACUUGCAGUUCAUACAUUACUGACCGUAAUUGUUGAGUAGUUCUGAUGCUAUUUUUUUCAGAUAUGGAUACGACCGAUUCUACUGCAAGAAAAUCCAUGUCUUAUGUCAUACUGCUUGGUUCAGUAUGGCCUUUCUGAAGUACACUCAUUAGUAGUCCUCUCCUUUUCAUCAUUUCAGUUACUAAUUAUAUUCCCCAUUUCAUUUUGAUCUCCAUCACUAUUACUACUACCCAUUCUUCCUAGGCGAUUCUUGGGUAUUGUUUUCCUUACCCACUUAUGCCAUGACGAAUGCCAAACAAUUUAUCUAGGACAUUGAACAUAAUUAUUAGAGCGCAAAGAAGUCUAUAAAUUGUACUGUUUGCGUCACACUUUUAGAAAUGGGAAUGAUUCUAUUGCGAGUAAAUCCAUAUCCUAUUGCUUGCUUUAGUGUCCCCUUGAGUAGCUCAGAAGCUCACCCAUCACUAGUUAUCCUCCUCAUGUGAUCAUUUCAUUGCCUGGUUGUCGUCUCUUCUCUGAUGAUAUUUGUUCAUUAACUUCUCUACUAAUUUUCAUAGCUUACAGCGCUUUCUUUUCCUCCAUUUGGGCUAAGAUCUAUCAUAGCUCUUAUGCUUUGCAGUCAGUUCAGAAACCCUCCAGUAAAAGGAGUUAGUGGCAUUGUAUGUAAAGCAUUUGCAGUGAUUCAAUUGAUUGUAAAAUGAAAGCUGCAGCUUGCCUUGAAUAAUCUUUCUCUGCAUGAAAUAUGGUCUUACUCAGCAACUGCAUUGUAUUAAAAAAGCCACAAUUGUAUGCAUUGUGAUAGACAGAGAAUCAUUUUUCCUGGGACAUUGUCGAUCAGAAAAAGAGCAAAGUCAUGGUUUUAGAAGCCUUAAACUCAACAUCCCAAGUCUUUCUUGGGCCUCCUGAUGAAGAAGAAGGAGGCUUUUAUCAUCCAGAAGGAACAGGAGGCCUGGCGUUGUUCCAGAUGUUGGAAGGGAUCACAAAUAACAGCUGCUCUCUCGCUGACGACAUGGAAGAAAAGCUGGCUGCUCUGGACCAACUGGAGAAACGACAUAAGCCAUGGCAACAUAGCUUUCAGCAGCUUUUGAACUUUCCUCUCUCUCAUGAUGAAUCCGUUUUUGGGAUUCAUGGAAAUAAUCAGUACGUUUAUGCAUCCGAGAACUUGAACAUUUUGGGACAGAUGCAGCAGCAGCAGCAGCAACAGCAGCAGCAGCUUUUUGAGCUCGAAAGCUGCAUUACUCAUGUUUCUGAUUUGAAGACCGAGGCCAAAGAUCAAUCUGGCUCAGAGGCAAUAGAAGAAGGUGUUAGCUCCUCUACACUACAUGAGCCUAAUUCUUGUGUGACUGUCAAUUCUUCUUCUGAGAAUUGCACCGGUGGGGCAUUUGUAACUUCUUCAGAACCAAUGACUAAGCCAGCCCAGUUUGCAGGUACAAGAAUGGAGGGCAGGGAGAGAAGGAAGAGAAAACGGUCCAAAACCUGCAAGAACAGUGAAGAAGUAGAGAGCCAAAGAAUGACUCAUAUUGCUGUGGAACGCAAUAGACGCAAGCAGAUGAACGAGCAUCUGUCUGUCUUACGUUCUCUCAUGCCUGGAUCCUACAUUCAAAGAGGAGAUCAGGCAUCUAUUAUUGGUGGUGCCAUAGAUUUUGUGAAAGAACUUGAACAGCUAUUGCAAUCACUUCAAGCCCAGAAGAGAAGGCGCGAGUCUGAGGAAUUAGGUUACAGUCCCAAUUCUCCCAUUCCCUUCAAUGGCUUCUUCCAAUCUCCACAGUAUACAUCCUACUCUGCACAGUGGAAAAACACCAGUGACUCUUUCAAUGAUGUUACCAGCGAUCUGAUUGCAGAGAAUAAGUCUGCAGUGGCAGAUAUAGAGGUCACCAUGAUAGAAACUCAUGCAAGCCUCAAAAUUCUAUCUCAAAAGAGGCCUGGACAACUUCUCAAAACCAUUGCUGCUUUACAAAGUCUUCGCAUGACGAUUUUGCACCUCAACAUAACCACUAUAGACCAGACAGUUCUCUAUUCAUUUAAUGUCAAGAUUGAAGAUGAAUGCCAGUUGACCUCGGCUGAUGAAAUUGCAACAGCAGUGCAUCAGAUUUUCAAUAUAAUCCAUUCCAACACCAUGAAUUGAAAGCAAGGGAGGCUCAUGUCUCCAUAUAUUUGUAGUACAUUCUCAUUCUAGAGAUCUCCUGUUCAAAGCAUCUUAUUUGAAGCGGGAGAAUAUGGUACGAAUGAUCUGCAUACCAGAUCAAAUGCAGAAGCAUUUAUUGCUUAUAAGAAUUUAGCAGGAUUCCUUCCCAAUGACUAUUCCUUCAAGAUCACAUAUUCCCACCGUACCAUGUCUAUAGUAUAGAAGAAUGGAGUCAUUAAUGCAUACCAUGGAAGAGACCCUUUGACCCUUUUGCUCGUGGGUUUUAAAUGCUCUCACAACUAUUGUACUUCAGGGUAGUUUUCCAAUUUCAGUUUUCCUCUACAUUUACUGUUUGUUAUACAUAUUCUUGAUAGGCCUUGGCAAGAGAAACAUUAUAUGUAUCCAUAAGAGAUGAAGCUGUGGAAAUAUAAUGCAGGUUUUUUUUACCA
This is a messenger RNA of Cryptomeria japonica (Japanese cedar), 2712 nucleotides long. Its product is annotated as transcription factor bHLH57. The record is from RefSeq and is a predicted model, not a curated record. Gene Ontology annotation, biological process: guard cell differentiation. The transcript is spliced from 5 exons. The coding region runs from base 992 to 2263 and encodes 423 amino acids. Lineage: Eukaryota; Viridiplantae; Streptophyta; Pinopsida; Cupressales; Cupressaceae. Gene Ontology annotation, molecular function: DNA-binding transcription factor activity; protein dimerization activity.